CGGGAGUUAAAAUCAUCGUCUAAAAGAAUCAUGGUGUUUGAUACUGAAGCACAAACGUGGGAGGUUAGGAAGAGGCCAGAUUGGAAGGUUGGCCAGAGGUGGCUUAGUAGCAUGGAAAGGGCAUCUGAUGAUGAGGAUGACGACAACGCCUCAAUGGACGUUGUCAUCAACUCUGAUUCAGAUCACAGCCAAGAUUCAGAUCACAGUCAAGAGGAAGAAGAUCUGGAUCCGAUUUCUCCCAAAAGCUUUCAAUUCAUGUACAAUACCGAAUGCGCUUGCCCUGGUCUUCAUCGCGGAGAGAUUCGAGUUGAACAUUUCGGGCUUAUCAUGGUACAAAUCAUAAAUGCUCAUGAUUCUAGUAUUGCGUGUAUGACUUUGACAUUGGAUGGUUUGUUGCUAGCAACUGCUAGUACAAAGGGAACUCUGAUUAGAAUCUUCAACACAAUGGAUGGAACUUGUUUGCAAGAGCUCGGAAUGGUCAUAUGCACAGUUUCAUGUAUAAGAAGUCACAACACGGUUGCUAUUAUCGGCAUGGAUGGAAGUUUUUACAGAUGCAGCUUUGAUCCCGUGAACGGAGGAGAGAUGGGGCAACUGGAAUAUUUCCACUUUCUGAAGACAGACAACCGCCCGAGAUAAGUCAGACGCAUGCUUCACUCACUCCUCUAAGCUCUCUGUACAUAACCAUGUCUAUGUAAAUAGAUUUGGUGAGACUGCAUAAGAUUUGAUUCUUGCAUAUUGCUACGUCGAGUGAAAGGACCUGCAUUACUGUUUGGGACUAUGUAAAUAGCUACAUAGCAAGAUUCAUCCGCAACAGUUUCCUUCUAAACACUGUAUUAUGUAAAUUUCCUAAUAACACCAUAGAAAAAGU
Molecule: messenger RNA, 868 nt
Organism: Arabidopsis arenosa
Lineage: Eukaryota; Viridiplantae; Streptophyta; Magnoliopsida; Brassicales; Brassicaceae
Source: the annotation of a GenBank genome assembly